AUGCCUCAGACUCCCGCCGCCGACCAUCGGCCCUUGGGCCCAGCGUCGCCCGCCAUGAGCCUGUCUGAUCUCGAUGACGACUCCGACCUCGAGCACCAGUCCCGCGGCAAAGGCGCCACCAGAACCAUCUCCCUCGUUUCCGCCACCAUCGCCGCCCUCUGCGCCGGCUCCAUCGUCGUCUUCUCGCUCUACGCCCCCCAGUUCCAGUCCCGCCUCCACUACACCCAGUUCCAGGUCAACGGCGUCGCCAUCGGCGGCUCUCUGGCCCUCUACCUGCCCAUCUCCGCCAUGGGCUACGUCUGCGACCGCAGCGGCGUCGCCCCGCUCACCCUCCUCUCCUCCAUCCUCUUCGCCAUCGGCUACGGCCUCGCCGCCGCCAUCUACCGCAAGCUCGACUUCGAGUACAAUGUCCGUGGCAAGCCUCAUGGUAAGGCCGACGACUGGUCCUACCCGCUCAUGGUCUUCGCCUUUGUCUGCGUCGGCUCCGCCACCUGCGCCAUGUACAUUGCAUCGGUCUCGACGUGCGCAAAGAACUUUGGCAAGGGCAAGUACCGCGGCCUUGCCCUCGCCAUGCCCGUCACCGGCUUCGGCCUCAGCGGCAUGUGGCUCAGCCAGGUCGGCAGCCGCUUCCUCCACGAGACCCGGCCCGACGGCUCCAAAGGCGACGUCGAUGUCUUCCGCUUCUUCGUCUUCCUCGCCAUCCUGCUCUUCGUCGUCGGCCUCGUCGCCACCUUUACCCUGCGUGUCGUCGACGAGCAGGACCUCAUCGAAGAAGCCAUCGACGAGCUCGAACAGAGCGGCUUGCUCGACGGGAGCGCCCUUCUCGGUCGCGCAGACAGGGGCUAUGGCUCGGCUGGUUCGACCGCCGAUCUUGAGAGCGACGCGCUGCUUCACCCGUCCAAGGACGACGACGCCAGGUGGAAAAAGAACUGGGUUCUCAACGCCGAGACGCGCCGGUUCCUCACCGACCACACCAUGUGGCCCUUUGCCCUGGCUUUUUUGCUCAUGAUUGGGCCGGGCGAGGCAUUUGUCAAUAAUCUCGGCACUGUCAUCGGCACGCUGACGCCUCCGCCCACGGGUUUCUCGACACAGCCCACCUCGGUGGCCACCCACGUCUCCAUCUUCGGCGUCACCAGCACCAUUGCUCGCCUGCUCAUCGGCACUCUCACCGAUCUCGUCGCCCCGGCACCCGAGACCCAGCACGUCCAGGUUGGCCCCCAUCGCGGCCACUACCAGCCUUCGUCGCUGGGGCGCAUCACCGUCUCGCGGGUUGUCUUCAUGCUCUUCUUUGCUGCCACCAUGUCCAUGGGCCUCGUCUUUCUCGCCUCGGGCGCCGUCCAGAACCAUGCCGAGCGCUUCUGGGUCGUCUCGGGGCUUGUCGGAGCAGGCUAUGGCGCCGUCUUUAGCCUGACGCCGCUCAUCGUCGCCAUCAUCUGGGGCGUCGAGAACUUUGCCACAAAUUUUGGCAUAAUUGCCAUGCUGCCUGCCCUGGGAUCCACGUUCUGGGGCUUGGUCUACUCAGGAGUUUACCAGGCCGGGGCCAAGGCGCCAUCCGCACCAGAGACAGGGGGGGGUUCCGACGAUCAGAACCUUUGUUACGGCGUGCAAUGUUACUCGGCCGCCUUUUGGGCAGAGGGCAUCUCCGUCUGGGUGGCGUGCGUGCUCCUCUUUUGGGCGUGGAAGGGUAAGAGCGGCUGGCAGCGACGCGGAAUCGUGAUAUAG
Molecule: messenger RNA, 1722 nt
Organism: Hirsutella rhossiliensis
Lineage: Eukaryota; Fungi; Ascomycota; Sordariomycetes; Hypocreales; Ophiocordycipitaceae
Product: major facilitator superfamily domain-containing protein
Exons: 1
Coding region: 1-1722 (573 amino acids)
Biological process (GO): transmembrane transport
Cellular component (GO): membrane
Molecular function (GO): transmembrane transporter activity
Source: RefSeq, a predicted model, not a curated record